Molecule: messenger RNA, 1865 nt
Organism: Oryza brachyantha (malo sina)
Lineage: Eukaryota; Viridiplantae; Streptophyta; Magnoliopsida; Poales; Poaceae
Product: rRNA 2'-O-methyltransferase fibrillarin
Exons: 1
Coding region: 68-607 (179 amino acids)
Source: RefSeq, a predicted model, not a curated record
CCCCCACCCCGCACAGAAUCCGAGUCCCAUCUAAAUCACGCACACUGAGAGAGAGAGAGAGGCGGCCAUGGCGACGCUGCCGCAGCGGUUCAAGCUGCUGGCGACGCGGUGCGCGGCGGGGGCGGCGGCGCCGAGCCCGUCGAGGAGCCCGGCGCCGUCGUACGCCGGGGCGAGCCCCGGGUACCGCCUGCGUCGGAGGCGGAGGCGGCGCGGCGGCGGCGAUGGCCGGCUGCGGCGCUUCCUGUCCCGCCGCGUCGGCGUGGGAGGGUGUGGAGGAGGAGGAGGCGGGGGGAAGGAGGCGGCCGCGCGGGAGCAGGAGGAGUACAAGAAGCCGCUGGUGGGCCACGGCGGCCGCACGCUGCGGGAUCUGUUCGUCGCGUCGCCGGAGGCGGCCCGACGCCGCGGCGGCGGCGAGGACGAUGAGAGAGGCGCUGGUGGCUUCAGGUCGGCCCAUGGAGACGGGGGUGUAGGAGGCGGCGGCGGCGGCGGGAGGAGGUUCGGGUCGGGCGGGCUGCGGAGCCUGCUGAUGCGGCGGAGCUGGCGGCCGGUGCUGGUGGCGAUCCCGGAGGGAGAGGGCCGGCCGGAGCUCGCCGUCAUCGAGGAGUAAACAAAGCUUCAACAACCGCAGAACAGAAGGGAUCAGGCAGAACGGAUCAAGAACACCCAGAAGCGGACAUGGAAUUCCUCCUCUUCUUCUUCUUUCUCCUUGCUCUGUUUCUUUCUCGCCUCUUCUUUCUUUUUUUACUAGCUUUUACCCGCUUUUGUUUGUUUUAGGAGAUUUGCCGCUGUGAAUAUGGAAUACUACCAAAUCACCCCUGCCAAUUAAAUCUCAUCCCAAAUUGCACCCUACUCUGCAUGCAUCGCAAGCUCACCAUUUCUCUCCUCGAACUGCGAGGAGGCCACGGUGAUCUCGUCAGUACCACCACCAGCAGCAGAGUCAUCAAUCAUCACCAGUUCACCACUGCACUCACCUGUCACCUGCCAAGAAUAAUGUACGCCAGGCGACUUGUACACAGCUGUACCGUCGGCAAUGCAGCAAUGGCUGCGGCCGGAAUCCAUGGGAAACGGAGGAGCUGGUAGUUCCGGUCGGGACGAGACGGCGCGAGGCACGAGGCUGAUCGACGAGCAUGUUGUUCGGUUCCGCUCUCAGUUUCAUCGGAGUUUCAGCUUCAGAGGUUCAGUGGGUGGCGAUCGUCUGUGAGACUGACCGCAUGCAUGCUUGCUCUACUCCGGCGUAAUUAGGGAUGGCAACGGGGAUAUAACCCGUCGGGUAUGGGCAAAAUGUUCUUGUCCCCGCGAGUUAAAAUCUGUCCCGUCCUCAUCUCCGUCCCCGCUGCGGGGAUAGAUUUUUCUCCGUCUUCGUCCCCGACCAGGUAUUGCAUACCCGUCGGGUACCCAUACCCAAGUACACACUCAUCUAAAUUCAUUAUUGUAUGACUUUUAUAUGGGUUGUACCGGGUUUGGGCCAAUAUAUGCUUACUGGGCCUAUUUUGAUAUAGGCAUGAAUAGCAGUAGCAGGUUCUCCAACGGGUAACAGAAACAGGUAUAUAUAGGACGUCUCUGUACCCGUUAUAUAUGAUCCUAUAUCUAUCCCCUAAAUGAACAAAUACCCGUCGGGUAUCGGGGCCCGUUGCCAUCCCUAGGCGUAAUGCCUGGGCCAGCGUACUGCAUUGCAUAGCAUUGAUGGUUUCGGUUACUCAUAAAGCCGACCGGAAGUGACAAUUGAGACUAAUUUUGGUUGCGUAUGUUUCUCGAAUUGCUCAACGAUUACUCGUACAAUAAUAACAUUGCUCGUUUUAUGUAUGCUAAUUAGCCCAAAUAUAUCUGCUAUUGCGAACGAGCUCGAUGAAUCCAUGUACCCCCGA